ACAUUCACAGUCAAGCGAGACAUCCAAGACAAUGACGAAGAGGCUGUGCGUGUCAAAGAACAGAGUAUCUUGGAGCUGGGCGGACUGCUGGCCAAGACUGGACAAGCUGCUGAAUUGGGAGGUUUGCUGAAGUAUGUCCGACCAUUCCUGAACUCCAUCAGCAAAGCAAAGGCAGCACGGUUGGUGCGCUCUCUGCUCGAUAUGUUCUUGGACAUGGAGGCAGCUACUGGUCAGGAGGUGGAGUUAUGUUUGGAGUGCAUUGAAUGGGCCAAAUCAGAGAAGAGGACCUUUCUCCGACAGGCCCUGGAGGCCCGUCUGGUCUCUUUGUACUUUGACACCAAACGUUAUCAAGAGGCUCUACAUCUUGGCUCUCAGCUCCUGCAAGAGCUGAAGAAGAUGGAUGAUAAAGCUCUGCUGGUGGAACUCCAGUUGCUGGAAAGCAAGACAUAUCAUGCACUAAGCAACUUGCCCAAGGCCAGAGCGGCUCUCACCUCUGCCAGGACCACAGCAAACGCCAUCUACUGCCCCCCAAAGCUGCAGGCUGCUCUAGACAUGCAGUCAGGCAUUAUUCACGCUGCUGAGGAGAAGGACUGGAAGACAGCGUAUUCAUACUUUUAUGAGGCUUUUGAAGGCUACGACUCUAUUGACAGUCCCCGUGCCAUCACUGCACUCAAGUACAUGCUCCUCUGCAAGAUCAUGCUCAACUUGCCAGAGGAUGUGCAGGCCCUGAUCAGUGGAAAGCUUGCCCUCAGAUAUGCUGGCAGACAGGUAGAUGACUGAGCCCAAGGGUCUUGUUCUUUCAAUCUCAUGGUGUAGUUUUUCCAUGACCUCUGCAAGAAAACAGUCAGCAGCUAAGAUCACAUUAUGAUGUUAUAUGUUAUUGUGUUUUUUUCGUAAUAGUUUGAGGUCAAAAUCAGAUAUGGUAAU
Messenger RNA from Sinocyclocheilus grahami, 927 nucleotides. RefSeq names its product 26S proteasome non-ATPase regulatory subunit 11A-like. The record is from RefSeq and is a predicted model, not a curated record. The transcript has 6 exons. The annotation marks the transcript as partial. NCBI's taxonomy places the organism in Eukaryota, Metazoa, Chordata, Actinopteri, Cypriniformes, Cyprinidae.